This is a messenger RNA of Cyprinodon variegatus (sheepshead minnow), 8388 nucleotides long. RefSeq names its product protein PRRC2A-like (gene prrc2a). Gene Ontology annotation, biological process: cell differentiation. The transcript has 17 exons. The record is from RefSeq and is a predicted model, not a curated record. The coding region runs from base 245 to 5908 and encodes 1887 amino acids. NCBI's taxonomy places the organism in Eukaryota, Metazoa, Chordata, Actinopteri, Cyprinodontiformes, Cyprinodontidae.
CUCCCAUCUCACGAAAUCUCCCCCAGUAGCCGUUGACGGCUCUUUAGGUGACGGAUUGAGUCCAGAUUCAACAAUUUUCUUUUCCCGUUUUCAUUUAUUUUCUAAGGGGAAAAAACGGAAAACUAAAGAGGUUAGAAAGCUACACCGUAGCAGCGGAGCUAAGCUGAUUCUGCGAUACAACCUCGAGACAAGUCGGGACAAGACCAGUCUCAGGGCUCACCAUACUCAAUGAGCGGACAGCGCAAUGUCAGAGCGCUCUGGGCAAACAGCAAAGGGGAAGGAAGGCAAAACCAAGUAUGCGUCUCUCAACUUGUUUGAUACAUACAAAGGAAAGAGCCUUGAAACACAAAAGCCUGUUGUUCCCCCCCGCCAUGGCCUGCAGUCUCUUGGUAAAGUUGCCUCCGCGCGGCGUAUGCCACCACCUGCCAACCUGCCCAGUCUGAAGGCGGAGAACAAAGGCAACGACCCCAACGUCUCGCUCGUUCCCAAAGACGGCACAGGAUGGGCAAGCAAACAGGAACCAGCAGACCCAAAGAGUACCGAUGCAUUGUCAGCACCGCAGCCGGAAUCGCAGCAGCCUGUGGCUUCACAGAUACCUGCACCGACCCGCCCGAGAACCCCACCAGUUUCAGAGGCUCUGGCCCCACCUUCAACACAGGCCGUAGGGGCAAGGUCCUGGGCACAGGCCAGCGUUACACAUGGAACACAAGGGGAUGGUGGAAAGGGAUCAAACCUACCGUCGCCAUUCUCUCGCGAGGAAUUUCCCACCCUGCAGUCGGCUGGCGACCCGGACAAAGCUGGCAAAGAACAGGCCACUGCAGAUCAGUGGUAUGGGCCCGGACCAAGCCUCCGCCCCCAGAACGUUACAAGUUGGCGGGACGGUGGGGGCCGAGCCUUGGCGCCCACCCUGCCUGGGGAGGGGGCGGCAGAGGGGGGCACAGGUGGGGCUCUGGUAAUGGAUGGGGUAGUUAGUGUCCCCCCUGCAAAUUCCCAGAUGCAAGGGCCACCUAGGAAUCCCCCUGCAGGCAGCCCCGCCUUGCCCCUGCCCCAGCCCGCCGUGGGGCCGGGGUUUGCCCAAUAUAGAGGGAUCAUGCCACCCUUUAUGUAUCCCCCCUAUCUCCCGUUCCCGGGCCCCUAUGGGCCUCAGGGGCCCUACAGGUACCCGCCACCUGGGGAAGGGCCACCUCCGAGGUUCUCUCGUGUACAGGGCGGUCCUGACAACAGGCCACAUGGUGGCCCUCGUGAUUCAGGGGAAGUAGUUAAACGUCCCUCCAUCCUAAAGCAGGAUGACCUGAAGGAGCUGGAUGAGCUGGAUCAUGAUGGAGAUGAUGGAUGGGCAGGGCCUCAUGAGGAGAUUGAUUACUCCGCCAAGUUGAAAUUCAGUGAUGAUGAAGCAGAUGAAGAGGGAGAUGAGGACAAAAAGGAGAGCAAGAAUGACUCACGUGAGCAGCAGAGGUCCCAGGAUGCUGCAAACUCUCACUCUCGAGCCUCAGAUGUCGGCGGAGAAAGUCGUCACACACCUCCCUCGAAUGCUGAUGGCGUCCCCCAGCCCUCCUCCAGCAAGCCAGGAUGUGCCGAGGAGGGAAGCAGUGGCUGGGGAAACCAAGGAGCCCCAUCCAGCUAUCAGGUAGACCGACAACAUGGUCAAGGGACAGCUCUUGGUCCGGGAAAACCUGCUGCUGCCCAGCUUCAGCCAGGAACAGGAGGACCUGCCAUUUCCGGCCAGCCUAGCUUGCUGGUCCACGGAACCCAGGGGGAAGAUGAGGAUGAAACUUGGCGUCAGCGCAGAAAACAGUCCUCCUCUGAAAUUUCUGCAGCUGUGGAGCGAGCCCGUCGCCGUCGUGAGGAGGAAGAACGUAGAAUGGAGGAAGAGAGGCGUGCAGCCUGUGCAGAGAAGCUGAAGAGGCUAGAUGAAAAACAUCAGCAGCAAGGCAGCAGCUCAGGAGCUGGCGGCAGCAGUAAGACCCCCAGCCUGGAUGGGAGCUCUGCAGCUGCUACAGCUGCAAGCCCCAGUCCAUCUGUUUCAGCAUCUUCCCCCAAUAUCAGCCAGCCAGUGUCCCCUUGUGUGGAUAUUGAAGAGCCUCCAGUACUAACAGCCCAGCCAGGGACAGCUUCUGGAUCGAGUGACCGCCGGAGAGCCAGCAGCAACAGUAGCCAUGACUCCACUGCUGAUGUCCAGCAGUGUCCCCAGCCUGCUGUGGCCCAGUCACAGCAGCCCUUACUGGAUUUACCUCCAUCAGCGGAGAGCAAGGAAGAGGCCGUAGCUAGUCCUCACGUCCGUGCAGGAGGUGGGGGGGAAAGGAGUGUCGAGGCAGUAAAGGUGGAGAACUCUAUAGGGGGUACGGGCCGUCAAGCCAGUGGUCCUCCUGGCCAGGGUUACCCAAAGUACCAGAAAUCUCUACCGCCUCGCUUUCAGAGGCAGCAGCAGGAGCAGCUUCUGAAGCAGCAACAGUGGCAACAACAGCAACACAGCCAGGCCUCACAAAGCCAGCUGUCGCCUCAGCCUCAAGGUCCUUCACCAGGUUCCACCCCUCAACCGGGCCCUGGGCCUAAGCAAGGAGCACCGCUGUAUCAGCCGGGCAGCAUGGUCCGACCUCCUCCGCUGCCAAUAAAUUUUGAUCCGCGCUGGAUGAUGAUGCCGUACAUGGACCCUCGCAUGAUGCAAGGUCGCCCUCCUCCAAUGGAAUACUAUUCAGCUGGCAUGCACCCCUCAGGAAUUAUGGGUCGUGAACGAUCUGAUUCAGGCGGUUCUGGUUCAGAACCUUUUGAUAGACAGCAGCAACAUCCAGGCCACCCUCACCGUGGGACGCCCCCUAUGGAUCCUAAACUGGCCUGGGGGCCAGAAGUGUUCCCUGGGGGAGCUGAGAACCGUGGGCUUACCUCUCCAUUGAGACAGAAACAGGCCCUGGAGGAGGAGGAUGUGGUGAAAGGACCUAGAAGUGACACUCCUCCACACCGUCAGAGAGAGAGUGGUUUGGGACCAGUCCAGCAACCCGGCUCAUCAACUGGGACCUCCAGUCAAACUCCUCCUCCUCCUGUUGGUGUGCAAGUUGGCAGCCAGGGAGGCACACAUCCUCAUCAUUACAUUGGAGGGAGGGGAAACUACAGCAACUUCCCUGACCAGGGUGCAAGGAUUCCCCCCCACCCGCAGCAGAGGCCUGGUGAACGGGGUAACCACCCCCACAGCUUCACCCAUCCAGAUGAUGGGUCUUCUCGAGGACCUCAGCAGGUGCAGAUAUGGGGAGCUCCCCAUUCUCAUUAUGAUCGUAAUGGCCGUGCAGACAUCCCCACUGUUGAGGGCAACUCCCAUCUUCCCCACCAUCACAGCCACCACCAUCAGGCGCCUCAGUUCCCCCUUAACCCCCACAAACCAGAUAACAGUCGUGACAGGCACAGUGAGGCUCAUGGGAAGAAGACAGACUCUUCCCCACCUCUCCAGCAACCAUCUCUGUCAUCAACAUGCUCCUCUUCCUCCUCUGCCAGGGAGGAUGGGAAAGUGGCCCAACAUCACCCCCCACCUCUGAGGGAGGGUGAAGCUGCUGUUAAUCCUGGUGAGAGAGGCAGCAGUGGCAACCCGAGCAACAGCCACAUGAAACCAGAGAAGUCGGGCCCCACGUUUCUGUCCCAUUCUAACCAAAAUCCUGUCCAACAUGGUGGUCAGAAUCAGACUCAGCAGCAUUCUCAACCUAAAUCGAACCAAAGAGGAGGGCGUGAGCAUAAAACUGAGACACAGUGGGGACCACGGCCUGGAAGCAACACUGUUGGUGGGGGUUCAUCCCACGGCAGGAGGGGUAACAAUGCAGGAGUAGGUAGCAACACUCGUGGAGGAGAGGAUUGCUCCAACGCUCCAUCAGACCACAAACCCUCAAACCAAACGGGAGGCAGUAACCCCCACAAGAGGGCUGGUCCAAUCAAGAAGCCCCUUGUGAAGGAAAUGAGGAGAGAAGGAGGGGAUGUUGAUGGAGGAGAAAAACAAGGAAAAGACAAAGAGCAAGAUGGUGGUCAACCCACCUCCACAAAGCAGGAUACAUCUAUAUCUCACAACACCUCUAAUGCAACAAAAGAAGAGCAGAACCAUACACCCAAAGCCAGGAGCGGAGGAAAAGAGAGGCCCUCAGGAGGUGGAGGGCCUGGGAGAGGCUCCAAAGAUGUAGACUCAUCAUCUUCUGGGUUUUCCUCCAGGAGGGACAGAGAACGAUCCUUUGAAACAAGUGUUGGUUCACACCACCCCGGAGUACCCGCUAAGGGGGGCAGACCUAGUCGGGGACGAGGAGGAGAGUUCUAUCGUGGUGGCCGUGGUUACAGGGGAACCUUCACCGCCAGUGCUGGACCUACAGGUGGAGGUCGAGGUAGAAUGGGUGGUAGGAGUGGCCGCGACUUCCGUUCAUCUGGUGCUGGAGGCCCGCACCAAGAAGCAAAGGGUGAGGGAUCUGGAGCACGUCACGGUCCGGAUCGGUCUCAGCAUAACCCUGCCAGAGCAAGAAACCGCAGUGAAACACGCAGCGAGGGCUCAGAGUAUGAAGAAAUCCCUAAGAGACGGAGGGAACGGGGCUCUGAAACUGGCAGUGAGACUGGAGGCAGUGACCUUGGUCACUCGGAUAAAGAAGAGCACCACAAAUCCAACUCCAAGAACUGUUCAGAGAAUGUCAGUGCCACGGGAAACAUCCCUUCGGCGCAACCUAAGGUUUCUCAGGCCCGAGUUUUUACUCCCAGAGGAGUGCCCUCUAGGAGGGGCAGGGGUGGAGGAGGUGGAGGUGGAAAUGUGUACAGGGGCAGUGGCAGCAUUGGAGGACAAGCUGGGGGACACCGGGUCGGACACGGCUCAGGUUCUUAUGCUGGGUAUUCAAAGUCCACAGCUUCAGGUCGCAAACAGCAAGGUCCACCUCCAUCCUCUGGACCCAAAGAUCAGGGUCGAGGAGGGACUGCAGGAGAAAAGAAGGACAAGGUAGCAGAUGUUGGGCAGAAUCAGGGGGCCAACCCCCCUCAACCACCUUUGCCUACCACUACUCCUCCUACUGUGGGAUCCACUGAGAAUGGAGGAGUGACCACCCAGCAAGCUUCAACCAGUCCUGCCCCGAACUCUGGAGGCCCGAAUGGCCCCCCUCUUCCUACUAACCGGGGCCACCCUCCAGGUGGGUUUGAGAGGCCCCCUAGACGCCGCCGUCAUAAUCGUUCUCAACACCAGCAAGACAAGCCACCCCGCUUUCGCAGACUGAAGGAGCGAGAGAAUGCCGCACGCAUCAACGGAGGAGUUGGGGUCAUUGGUGGAGGGAGACCAUCGUCUCCUUCCCUGAAUUCAGUCCAGGACAGUAACGGGGCUCCAGUUCCUGCCGCUAUCACGGGAAAUGGCCAGAACGCCAACCACAGCUCCACACUAACAACCAACAACAACAGCAGCAGCGUUGGUGGACAACUUAAUAAUGCAAACAGCCACCACCAUCACCACUACAACCAGAGCAACGCUGGUCCAACCCACCCCCAGCACCACCACAACCAUGGAGCCAAAUCUCCUGACUUCACCAAUCAGAACUCAGACCAGGCCAAUGAGGAGUGGGAAACUGCUUCAGAGAGCAGCGACUUCACAGAGUUCAGAGACAGGGAGGCAGGAGGCGGGAAGUCUUAUCCCUCUCACCAUCACCAUCACCCAGGAAGAGGAGGAGGAGGAGGCGGCGGGGGAGGUGGUGUGGUUGAUCGAGAUGUGACCGGCAAAGAGCCACUGGCGAAUAAACGAAGCUUCUCGAGCCAGCGUCCUGGGAUGGAGCGACAGAACAGGAGAGUCAAUACAGGAGGAGGUGGAGGAAGAGGUCCUCGUGGUCCCCCAGGCGGAGGCUCCGGUGCUCCCGCUAACGGCGGGGGGAAUCGUGGAGAGAAACGUGGCAACUGGCCAUCACCGAAAAACAGGAAGUGAUGGAGUAUUAAAAUGUUUUAUUAGUUGACCCCUCGCACAUUUCCAUCUUAAUCCCUUCUGGUUGUUAUUUCGUAGCUUAUUUGUCCACACCCCCUAACACAUUAGUGGAUUGUGACGUAUAUGGAGAUGGUAUUCAUAUUAACUUCAGCUGAAACCUACGUUCCUUUUACAUUCUCCUUCGUACCAUCCGUUAUUGUGAAGUUACCUUUUUUUUGUCUUGCUCUCCUUUUGUUCGGCUCCCUAUUUUUUUAUUUUUUUUUCUGAAUUUUUCACCCUUCUAUAAACGUGCCGUGGUUGGAUCUGAGAAGUGUUGAUGUAUUUCUAAGAUUCCCACAUCCUCCACACCUACUUGGCUAGACGAGCACUAACACGGCAUCUUGAAGAACACAUUAUUGAACAGAAUUUUAGCUUGGAUUGGGUUAAUUUUUAGUUUCAUAAGUACAUUUCCACCUCACUUUGGCCUUGGGUGGGACUCAGGUUGUACAGGUCAGCAUUAGUUCCCUCAUAGAGGAAAAAAAAUCAUUUUUGAUAACUUCAUAUCAUAAAUGGUUUGGUUUUUUUUGCUGUCUUAUUUUUCAGCUAAAAUUCAGCCUUCCACAUACACAGCUCUGUAAAGGUAAAGAUACUUACCUUCUCAUUCCCCCUAGGUUUGUCUGGUUCCUCCUCAGUGCUCGCCUCCUCAUGCUUUGAUUUUUCUUUAAUGGUUUUGUCGCUUCAGAUAGAUGGUGUGAAUUUUAUUUUUGCUCUAAAUUGUAAAUCUGCUCUGACAUUUCAAUAAUUGUUUGUUGCCCCUUUUCUUUGUGGGAUUUCUGUUCAUGGCCUCAUCGUAGCAAAAUCCUUACCUGCAGAAAUUUUACAAACUGCAAAAAUCCCCAAUAAAUAUAGUUUAAUAAAGUUUGUUUACUGUAUUGAUAGCAUGAUGGCUCUAUUUUAACAACCAUUAUUUCCUCAAUGAUCAGCAUUUUUUGAUUUUUUUUUUUUUCAUCUCCCCAAAAUGUAAGUGUUGACCCUGACAGGAGUGGAAGAAAAAACGUCUUUAAUUGCUGGUCAUGAUGUUAAAAGCAAAUGUUUAUUCUUUAGUAGAUAAUUGUAUAUGUUCUAAUAAGCACUCCUUGUAGUAUAAAACUUUUUUUGUUCCAUUUCAUUUUGUUUUCUUUUUGUGGUAACAUGUUUUGGGGAUGUUACUGGACGGUUUUUGCUGUCCGGGCCCACAGAACGGAGCCAGUGUUGUACUUUUUUAAAGCAGCCCCCCCUCCCUCCCUUAGCUGUCAUGGGUGGUCCCAUGCACAGAUUAAUCACACCUAGAAGGACUGGAUCUGAGAGAAGUCAUUUCUCAGAAAGCGCGCAUAAAGAUGGGAUGGGCCGUUAACGGAAGACGGUGGCGAUUCAGGACAAUCCCGAACAUGUGCGGUUCACACGGUCCGUGUGAUUUUUACUUGCAACAAAAUAAAUGAAAAGGUAACUCAGAGUGACGUAGGAUUACACUCAAAAAGUUGUUUUUAUCACAUGUAGGAGAUGUAAAGCAGCUUAUAACAGCAUCCAAAGUGAACUAAAAUGAUUUCCUGAUUUGCAUCCUUUCUGUCACUGCUGUAAGUUGGGGCUCUUGUUUGUUUACUGAUAAUAGUUUGAAGAUUGUCUUUGGGAUGUUGUGAGUAGGGCAUUUGGUGAAUAUUGUGUGUGUGUGUGUGCGUGCGCGCAUGUGUGUGCGUGGAUGUUUUUCUGGUGUUAUUAACUCGGGGAACCGGAGGGGUUAACACAAACGGCAAGCACUUUCUGCGUUGUUUGCCCCCCCCCGCCCUCACUUGUGAUUUAACAGAUUUAAAUCUUCUUAAAUACAUCCACAUGUAUACAUUCAGCCGUGUGUAUAUGUUCAGCAUCCAAAUGAAGACUCUUGCAUUGGGAAAAUUUCACUAUUUUUCUUUUUUUUUAUGUAAUUUAAAGCAUCUUUUCUCCAGUAGGCGAGUGAAGUUGGACUUUUUUUUUUAUUUUCACUCUGAACUCCUUAGCAUGAAAACACAGCUGGGUGCUGCUUGCAUUGCCUGUUACUGGUUUCUACAUUGAUAGCUGUACAUUUAACACUGGCUCGAAGAGUCUCCCAUCCCUCCUUAACGUUGACGUGCACAUUAUUGUAUGUACCCAUGUUAAAAAGAUAAAACGGGAAUGGUGUGUUCCAACGAAAAUCAAAGAUUGUAUUAUGUUUCCAGCAUUACAGAGGUACACAGAGUGGUUCAAGCUGUUUUUAGCAUUUAUGGUUUUUAGUAAAAAAAAAAGCAACUUAAAAAGGAGCAGUAAUAUACACACUUGUAUGUAUAUUGGUAUGUAUCUAAGUUCUGUCUACCCCAACUUACAUUCCCACAAACAAAUGUUGCAAUUUUUAGUUCAAGGGAGCAAUGUACAAGCAGAGAAGUGUCUUAUUAUAAUAAAGUUAUACAGAGAAGGCAAAAGUUAAAUAAACUACUUUUGAUUUAAUGGAAAAUAAU